GCACGAUGCGCGCCGCGUGGGAGGCGCUGGCGGCGCUGGCGGCCGUGGCGUGCCUGGCGGGCGCGGCGCGCGGCGGGCCCGGGCUCAGCAUGUUCGCCGGGCAGGCGGCGCAGCCCGAUCCCUGCUCGGACGAGAACGGGCACCCGCGCCGCUGCAUUCCGGACUUCGUCAACGCGGCCUUCGGCAAGGACGUGCGCGUGUCCAGCACCUGCGGCCGGCCCCCGGCGCGCUACUGCGUGGUGAGCGAGCGCGGCGAGGAGCGGCUGCGCUCCUGCCACCUCUGCAACGCGUCCGACCCCCGCAAGGCGCACCCGCCCGCCUUCCUCACCGACCUCAACAACCCGCACAACCUGACGUGCUGGCAGUCCGAGAACUACCUGCAGUUCCCGCACAACGUCACGCUCACCCUGUCGCUCGGGAAGAAGUUCGAGGUGACCUACGUGAGCCUGCAGUUCUGCUCGCCGCGCCCCGAGUCCAUGGCCAUCUACAAGUCCAUGGACUACGGGCGCACGUGGGUGCCCUUCCACUUCUACUCCACGCAGUGCCGCAAGAUGUACAACCGGCCGCACCGCGCGCCCAUCACCAAGCAGAACGAGCAGGAGGCCGUGUGCACCGACUCGCACACCGACAUGCGGCCGCUCUCGGGCGGCCUGAUCGCCUUCAGCACGCUGGACGGGCGGCCCUCGGCGCACGACUUCGACAACUCGCCCGUGCUGCAGGACUGGGUCACGGCCACCGACAUCCGCGUGGCCUUCAGCCGCCUGCACACCUUCGGCGACGAGAACGAGGACGACUCGGAGCUGGCGCGCGACUCCUACUUCUACGCCGUGUCCGACCUGCAGGUCGGCGGCCGCUGCAAGUGCAACGGGCACGCGGCGCGCUGCGUGCGGGACCGCGACGACAGCCUGGCCUGCGACUGCCGGCACCACACGGCCGGGCCCGAGUGCGACCGCUGCAAGCCCUUCCACUACGACCGGCCCUGGCAGCGCGCCACGGCCCGCGAGGCCAACGAGUGCGUGGCCUGCAGCUGCAACCUCCAUGCUCGGCGCUGCAGAUUCAACAUGGAGCUCUACAAGCUGUCGGGGCGCAAGAGCGGGGGUGUCUGUCUCAACUGCCGCCACAACACUGCAGGCCGCCAUUGCCACUACUGCAAGGAGGGCUUCUACCGAGACAUGGCCAAGCCCAUCACCCACCGGAAGGCCUGCAAAGCCUGCGAUUGCCACCCCGUGGGUGCUGCCGGCAAGACCUGCAACCAGACCACGGGCCAGUGCCCCUGCAAGGACGGUGUGACGGGCAUCACCUGCAACCGCUGUGCCAAAGGCUACCAGCAGAGCCGCUCGCCCAUCGCCCCCUGCAUCAAAAUUCCUGUAGCACCACCGACCACUGCGGCCAGCAGCGUGGAGGAGCCUGAAGACUGUGACUCCUACUGCAAGGCCUCCAAAGGGAAGCUGAAGAUGAACAUGAAGAAAUACUGCAGGAAGGACUAUGCCGUCCAGAUCCACAUCCUGAAGGCAGACAGAGCAGGGGACUGGUGGAAGUUCACGGUGAACAUCAUCUCCGUGUACAAGCAGGGCACAAGUCGCAUUCGCCGUGGUGACCAGAGCUUGUGGAUCCGCUCUCGAGACAUCGCCUGCAAGUGCCCCAAGAUCAAGCCCCUCAAGAAGUACCUGCUGCUGGGCAAUGCCGAGGACUCGCCUGACCAGAGUGGCAUCGUGGCGGACAAGAGCAGCCUGGUGAUUCAGUGGCGGGACACAUGGGCACGGCGGCUGCGCAAGUUCCAGCAGCGGGAGAAGAAGGGCAAGUGCAAGAAGGCCUAGCGCGGAGGUGGCGCGGGCUACAGGAGGGCGGCUAGCCUUGGACUUGGCCCGCCAGGGUUUUCCCCAGAGGGUGGGGGCGGGGCGAAGUCUGAGUGGGGCGGGGCCCCCAGGGGCUCCGCCCCAGCCCCACCCUCACACCCCUGGCUGCGCUCUUGUGCGCAUGGCAGAAAGUACCCUGUUGACAGGCCAGGCCCUGGAGAAAUGAGGACAAGACAUAGCUACCUCACGGCGGCGCUCCUUCCAGAACAGAGAUGCGCUUCCCUAGGGCAAGGUGGGGGUCGCCGUGGAGGGGUUGGGGGUCCCCGCGAGGAGGGCACAGAACGGCACAGUGGACCAUAGCCGCUGUGUUUUGAGAAGAACUGUGAAUUUUCGGGCCUGCAGCUUGGGCAGGAACAACCAGUCCACCACCAGACACUAGCAAUGCCCCUUCCUUUCUCCAUCACCCGCUGUCUAGGAAUUCCCACAGGACUCCAGACACUGACAACAGGUCCCCAUGUCAAAGGGCCAAAUGGCACUGGCAUCAGCCAGCUUUGGGUCUCCACUGCCACCUGCUGGGCUGGUCUCCUGGGUGGAGUUCACCAACUGUAGGCCAGGAGGCUCCUCCUGGGGCCUGCCCUACCCCAGUGGGGGUUGGCCCAGGCCCCUGGCCCACCAGAGGGCCUAGGGCCCGAGGACCCUGAAGCCCUAGCCGGGUGGUCACUGCCUCCGCUGGAGCUGCCUGUGGGAGGAGGCACUGCAAACCAAAACCUCCCAGCGCGUUUCCUUUUUGGAAACUUGGAAACAGCCCCUUUUAUGACAUUUUCCAGAGGAGGGGGAGGGGGUGUUGGCGGGGUGUAGGGCAGUGACACUAUUUGUGUAAUGACAUCAGCUCCCAUAAGGCCUCACAGCAAUGUCAACAGCUGGAAAGGGCCUGGUCAGGCCUGGAAUGCCAGCGGCUGUAGAGGCCGCUUGGGGGAAGGGGCUUGCUUGAGAGGGCGGGGCUACUGCUCAGCAAGGUGCCUGGUGUCCAAGCUGUAGGCAGGCCAGGCCAGGAGUGGUCAGGUUGCUAGGGUCCAAGGAAGCUGUGAGUGUUUUACUGUUGCUGCCCCCAAGGGAAGGAACAGGCUCCUAGGUUCAGAAGCCCACUGUGGCUUGCAGCUGCCUUGGUCUAGCCUGGGCACUCGUGUCCAGCCCCCCCCCCUCGUUCUUUGUGGAGGGCCCCAAGGCCUUCCUGUGUGCCUAGCCCUCUCUUCUCUCAGAGGCUUAACAUCCUCAUGCAGGCAGCUCCAUGCUUCCCUUCCGGCUGCUUCCCAGGCCCCCUUUUGCCUUCCCUGCCUCACGCCCCGCACUGGAUGAGGCCUGCCUUCCCUCUCUCAGUCAGGAAAUUGGUUUCAUUUCCCCUGCCCAUUUGGCUGCCACACCAGGAAUGAAGCCCAGCUCCUUAGUGACACGACUCCCUCUGUUUCUCCCGCCGCUGCCACGUUGCCACUGCCAAUUACUGAGCACCCGCUUGGUGCCAGGCACUUUACCUGUAUGCCCCUGGCCAGUCUUCAUCACAAGCCCAUGAGACAGGAAUUCGUUCUUGUCCUCAUUUUCACCAGUAACGUGCCCACAUGUCCAAGGUCACCCCAGCACCAGCACUACAACCCUGGCCUUACCAUAGUUGCACACCAGCUGUUAGCCCACUUGGCACCCCUACAGCAGGUGGGCGGGGCUUACCACUGAGACCAGGCAGCUUGUCUCUAGAGAACCUUGAAAAUAUGAGCCUGGAGUAGGGUCUGGGACAGACACUGUGGGGCACAGGAAUAGACUCCCCAGAGCAAAGCCUCAGGGUCCAGGAAGACAGGUGUUAGCCACCUGAGCCUAGCAAGGUGGCUUGGCUGUUCCAAGUGUGGGAAGGCAAGCCGGAGGACUUGAGAGAGACUGACAGCACACAGACAGGCCCUGGGAAGGCUUGUGUGGCUUCCCUGGUCAAGCCUGAGACUGAUGGGCAAGGGCCACUAUCCAGGCCCAGACAACCAGUGUGGCUUGUUGGGGGCCAUCCGUGGCAAACACCAGCACACUGCAUGGCGUCUGCCCUGGCCAGCUUCGACCAUGAGCCCUGGGUUCCAGUCUCACCUGGUGGCCACCGAAGCCCCUUAACUAGGGGCCCCCUGCUAAUCAAUAAGACAUCUUGCUGGAAAUCUACCAGGGCCUCCUGCCCUGUCCCCAUGGCCUGGCCAUUGGGAAUUACAUUGAAUGGCCAGAUGAGCUGAGUUGUGGAGGAGGUCAUUGCUGAGAUAGCAGGGUUUGUCACCUCUGUUCUGGACCUAGCCCAAAUCCAGCCCAGCUCUCCUCUGCCUGAGGGCCAAGCCUUGAGGAAGCAGCUGUCUCCUGCCCACCCCGGCCCCACCCUGGGGGGGGGGCAGAAAGGGGAAAAGGAGACAUCCUAUUUGUACAGUUAGGGAGGGAUGCAGAAUGGAAGUAGGUUUUGAGUUUGAGAGUGUAUUAACAGAGUUGUGGUCUGUAGGUCUUUGAAGAAAACCAUUCCAGGUUACUCACUCACCAGUCAGGGCUCCCCAGCCAUCCUUUUGCUUAGCAGCUGGGGAGCCUGGUGUCCCUGCCAUUGGAAUGCCUCCUUUGCUGAUAGACAGCGGCACAAUGGUGUGGGGUAAAGGAAAUGGCAUGCUCCCCGGUAUACCUGUGAGCUGUGGCCUCUGGCCUGAGCUUCUGUCCUGGAAAGCAGGGUGGGAGGCAGGACCAUCAGGCUCCUUCAGAUGAGAGGGAGGAUCAAAGCCCAGGGAGGCUGGAGUGGCCUGAGGGCCUUUCUAGAACUCGGCCUCAGUAGUUCCAUACAGGCGAUGAGGACAGGCUAUCUAAGAAUUGCCCCAAGCUGGAACAAGACUGAAAUUAAGAGACCCUUGGGGAAAUGGUUCCCCUAGGGUCUCCAUGCUUCAAGGACUCCACCCAGGAAGCCUAGAGAGUGGGCAGAUUAAGCUCACUAAUGGGCUGUGGUUCACACAGACAUUCCUGUGGACCCGAGCCAUGCCAUACCCCAGGGGUAUCAAAGUUGUCUUUGUGGGGUCUUGCCCCUGCCAAAAACUAAGCCAGCUCACCUCCUGUGUCAGUGGACAUCCUUCCCCUUUCCCUGCUCUGGACACACCCUCCCUCCUGUGUUACCAAUUCUGCUCACUCAGAACUGUAAAUGUUUAGUUGUGACCAUGACAUAUUGUUUGGGUCAGUGUUCCUUUCCAAUGCAUACUAAUAUAUUAUGGUUAUUAUAUAUGAAUAUAUUUAAUGACAUGGAGAAAGUUGUGGAUUUUCUUUUUUUUUUAAGGGUUUUUUGUUGUUAGAGUUGGAAUGGACCCAGAUGAACUUGUAACGUGGGCCCUACAUGAUAGAACUAAAUUCAGAUAUCAUUAAAUAAACUCUUGUAUACUGUUA
Psammomys obesus (fat sand rat) is the source of this 5219-nucleotide messenger RNA. RefSeq names its product netrin 1 (gene Ntn1). Gene Ontology annotation, molecular function: protein binding. NCBI's taxonomy places the organism in Eukaryota, Metazoa, Chordata, Mammalia, Rodentia, Muridae. The record is from RefSeq and is a predicted model, not a curated record. The transcript is spliced from 6 exons. Bases 6 to 1817 code for a protein of 603 amino acids.